Messenger RNA from Drosophila erecta, 2106 nucleotides. It is a transcript of the gene Tasp1, whose product is annotated as threonine aspartase 1. The record is from RefSeq and is a predicted model, not a curated record. Gene Ontology annotation, biological process: protein maturation. Gene Ontology annotation, molecular function: threonine-type endopeptidase activity. Lineage: Eukaryota; Metazoa; Arthropoda; Insecta; Diptera; Drosophilidae. Bases 103 to 1197 code for a protein of 364 amino acids. The transcript has 3 exons.
ACUCAGCCCGCACGGUCACUCUGAUCAAUUUGUUUACGCCGUAUAGCGCACGAAUUGCAGUUGGGCCAACAACAAGGCGCGAGCAUAAACAGCGAUACCAACAUGGCCGGCUUCGUCGCGGUGCACACAGGGGCUGGGAACUGCAUCGACGAGACGAAGUACCAGCGGGUGAUCAAGGAGGCUUGCCUGCGCGCCACAGAGAUCCUCCGCAACGGUGGCUCCGCCGUCGAUGCCUGCGAGGCGGCUAUUGUGCGGCUGGAAAACUGCGGCUACACAAACGCCGGCUACGGAUCAAAUCUUUGCAUGGACGGCUCUGUGCAGUGCGAUGCGGCUAUAAUGGAUGGAUCCACGCUUAACUUUGGGGCCUGCACGAACGUUAGCCGGGUGAAGAACCCCAUACAGUUGGCGAGACGCAUCUGCGAUGCCCAGUCCAGUCCACAGCUCCUGGAGCGCAUUCCACCAAUGAUCCUCGCCGGCACUGGAGCGGAACACUAUGCCGACGAGGUGGGUUGCUCCAUGGUGGAGCCGGGCGUAUUGAUCUCAUCGAAGGCCAAGUUCCAGUUUAAUCACUACAAAAGCAAGUACGACCUCGUGGUCAACAGAUUGAGCAAGGCUACGUCCGAGGAACCCGUCACAGUGCCGGAACCGGGUAACGAGGUGGAACUUGCCGCUGCCUUGGACACAGUGGGUGCGGUAUGUGUUGAUGGGGCAGGGAACACGGCAGCUGGCUGUAGCUCCGGUGGCAUACUCCUCAAAGUUCCAGGCAGAGUGGGCCAGGCGGCUACUUAUGGUGCCGGCUGUUGGGCCACCGAUACGGAUGAACUGGCCAUAGCCACCUGCACAACCGGAAACGGUGAGUACCUGAUGAAAACACUGCUGGCCAGAGAGAUCUGCCAUGGGGCCUUUAGCAGUGAUUGUGCGGUGACCAGUCUGCAUAAGACGUUCAAGCAAAAGUUCCUGGAUUCCCCGCUGCUCCCCCGACAGCAGGAUCUGUACGCUGGAGCUCUAACCCUGCUCUAUUAUCCGGGCCAGAGCAGCGGCGAGGUGAUGUGGAGCCACACGACACAGUCGUUUUGUGUCGGCUACAUGGCAACCAACCAGAGGGUGCCAAAGUUUGUGCAUUCGCCGCUGCCCACGUACAGCGUCCCGGGACGAUCGUGCGUCGUCAAUGGCCAUAAUUUCCAUUUGCGCAUUUAAAUGUGGGCUGGCCAACUAGCCGCAGCCCCCAGCACCUUCCCGUAGCUCCUGGUCCCGCAGCUCUGCAUCUGCAAUUCAUUUGAUUUAAUGUUUAAUUGCCGCGACAAUCGCUGCCAAUGACAUAUGGCAGCAGAAGGAGCCGGAGGAGCCGGGGCAGCAUUAUAUGUAUAUGCUUCAUUCUCUCGGCGAAAUAUUAAGAUAAUUAAGCAAAAACUUUUAUUGUAAAUUCUCGUAGAUCGUAUGUGUGCAGUACUGGUAGCAAUGAAAUAGGAUUUCGAAUAUAUUGUAUCCCUCGUCGAACCGGGUGCGCUAGAUAAAUCAGCCGGCGGCAUGCGAGUCUGUUCGGAAUAUCAUAUUCGAGGGGGCAUAUGUUUGUAUCCGUUUGUAUAUUUAGACGCGCUGACUUGUGUGCGCAUCUGUGUGUUUAUGUCCAAGUGUUUACGGCCAUCAAUGUACAGAACUUAACCCAUUAAUUUCAGCUAAGCAGAAGCCACAGCAUGCACACACAAUAUCAAGGUCUUUAGUAUCGCGAGUUGUCCUCAACAUGAAUAUUGUGAAAAUGCUUUUACUUUUUAGCGUAAAUCGAUUUGUACAUACAUACAUACACAUAUGACGCGAGCUGUUCUAAACGAAACAUUCAUACGUAUUCAUUUCUCCGUUUAUGUGGUUCCAGCUAAUAAUCCUAUGGUAUUUCAUGGCACAUAGAAUGCUAGACAUCUCGAGGCUUUUUCAAAAAGUGAGUUCCAUUAGACGAUGAAUAAUACUGCCUAAGAUCGUGUCCUUCAUUUUAGUCAUAGUUAAAGCCAUUAGAUCCCAAUAACGAUGAAUCACCAAUAACAAAUUUCAAAUGUAACGUAUUUAUUAUUUCGGACUUAUUAAAUGCCUAUCAAAGAUUGUUUACAAAUCUAA